GGCUAACAAUAAUGCCCGCUACAUUUAUACGUCAUGACUAGAUAAUACCACACCAGACAAUUUAUCGAUUUCGUAAUACAUAUACAGUAUGUACUCUGCAUAAAUCGAUUCUGAAGAUCAUGUGUGGAUGACCGAUCUCUUGCAGCCAAUGGGUGUGCUUUAUAUAUACCAGCUUUUUCUGUUCUAAAUAUAGUUCAGGGAAGACCUACUAUACAUUAGUAUAAUAACAAGUGUACAAUCGUGUGUGGACCAUUACAGCGAUCGUAACUAUGGGGGCUGCCGGACAAUUCCUCUUGUUAGUAUGGAAGAAUUUCACGGUGUCUCGUCGCAAUUACUGUGCUACAGUUUUCGAGGUGGCGUUGCCAGUCGCCUUUUCCUUGUUGUUACUGAUGCUGCGGUUCCUGGUGACCAGUGUCGACCACACCCAACCCUUCAGGUGGGAUGGUUUCCAAUUGGACGAUUAUACACAACACAAGUAUAUAGACGCAAACGGGAUUUUAUAUUCUCCAAACAACACCUCGGUCAGAAAUGUGAUGAACGAACUGUCGGUUACUCUCGGGCAAAACGUCAACAUUACAGGCUUUCCAACCUCCGCUGUCGCCGUCAGUGAGUACGAACAGAAUCCAAAAGAGGUAUGGGCUGUUAUAGAGUUCGAUGGACAAUUUUCGGGCUCUUCACUGCCUACAGACAUCACAUACAAGCUCCGUGUGGCCACCUCGGGGGAUGACCGUUGGAAAACAGAUCGAACCUAUCAGUUUUUUCAGCAGUUUGGACCAAGGGAACAAUACAGCAAUUAUUCUGGAGAUCCAUUCUACCGGGAGAGAGGUUUUCUUUAUCUUCAGUACGCCAUUGAUAAAGCCAUCAUCGACCAAAAGAGCCCGGGAAACGGCCUAGGAACCAACUAUACAGUGAGUCUCCGAAAGAUGCCCUACCCGCCUUACGUGGAAGAUACACUUCUGGGCGUGCUACGAUCAAGUCUGCCGGUUAUUAUCCUCUUUGCCUUUAUUGUGACAGUGUUCCAGACCACCAAAAAUAUUGUGUACGAAAAGGAGAAAAAACUCAAGGAGACGAUGAAGCUGAUGGGAUUGCAACCAAUCCUGUAUUGGUUGUCAUGGUUCACAAAAGUGUUUAUCUAUAUGCUCAUCGCGUGCUUCUUCUUCACUCUGAUGAUGGCAAUCGACACUGGGGAUACCGGAAGUGUCCUGCCGAAGUCAUCGCCGACCCUCAUCUUCGUUUUCCUCCUCCUCUACACGCUAGCAAUCAUUGCGUUCUGCUUCAUGAUGGCGUCCAUAUUCAGCAAAGCCACUUCCGCUGCCUUCGCCGCCGGCGUCCUGUAUUACCUGUUCUUUGUACCAUCGUACUUCCUGUCCAAUGAUUACGACACUCUGAGUCGGAACGUGAAGCUGGCCACGUGUCUGCUCCAUCCUAUGGCCCUGGUAUGGGGAGUCACUACUAUCACCAUAUACGAGGGUACAGGUGCCGGUGCCCAGUGGACCAACUUCAGCAGUCCCGCCACCACGGACGACAAUUUCUCAUUGGCCUUGGCUAUGGGCAUGCUCUUUCUGGACUCGGUCAUCUGCUUUUUCAUCGCCUUCUACCUUGAUAAUGUCAAACCUGGCGAGUUUGGUGUUCCCAAACCUUGGUACUUCUUGUGUACGAAAACCUACUGGUGCGGAACAGAUAAAACGCAGGAUAUGCUUGAUGUCGCUACCGGUCACGUGAGCGAGGAUAAGUUUGAAGGCGAUCCUGCUGACCUCAACAUUGGCAUUAACAUCAGUCACCUUCGAAAGGUAUUUGGGAGUGGCAAGAAAAGAAAGGCCGCAGUGGUGGAUACUACACUGAACAUGUACGAGGGUCAGAUCACAGCCCUAUUGGGACACAACGGGGCGGGCAAGACCACCACCAUGUCCAUGUUGACAGGAUUUAUACCUCCAACAAAAGGAACAGCCGUUAUUAACGGCUGUGACAUUCGAAAGAACAUAGAGGGGGUCCGGAAGAGCCUUGGCCUUUGUCCGCAGCACAACAUUUUGUUUGAUAAUCUGACUACAGAGGAACAUCUUUGGUUCUUUGCUAAGUUAAAAGGCUGUCCUGGAAACCUUCUGAAGCAGGAGAUAUCUGGAAUGUUGAAGAUGUUAGGGAUGGAGAAAAAGGCGAAUAUUAUGUCAUCCCGAUUGUCCGGUGGUCAGAAAAGGAAACUGUCAUUGGGAAUAGCACUGAUAGCUGAUUCUAAGGUCGUCAUACUGGACGAACCCACCUCAGGAAUGGACCCGGCCGCGCGCAGAGAGACAUGGGAAAUCCUAAGGAAAUACAGGGAAGGCCGGACCAUUCUACUGUCAACUCACUUCAUGGACGAGGCUGACAUUCUAGGCGACCGAAUCGCAAUCAUGGCCGAAGGAGUCAUCAAGUGUUGUGGUACCUCACUGUUCCUUAAGAAAACUUAUGGUGCUGGGUACCAUUUGGUAGUGGUCAAGUCAAAAACCUGCGACGUGAAUCGACUGACUAGCCUAGUAACCAGCCACAUCCCCCGUGCCCUAGUGGAAAGUGACAUCAGCGCGGAGUUAUCCUACGUUCUACCGUUUGAAGAUUCGCCAAAGUUUGAAAAGCUUUUUGAAGACAUCGAAAAGAACGCUUCCUCUCUUGGCAUCAGUAGUUUUGGAACAACUGCUACCACAAUGGAGGAAGUCUUUCUUAAGGUGGGUGAGGAUGGCAGAUCGGAGGACGAAGAUGAGAACGAAACAGGAAAGAAUGGUCACACCAACCACAGCUGUGUGGUAGACAGACAAGCUAUGGUAAUGCAGCCCACCAACGGCGCCGGUCUGUCCACAAAUAUUUACGAGACGUUUAACAAGAAUACCGGUUUAAAGAGAACUUUCCAACAGUUUUACGGAAUGUUCGUGAAGAAAGCCAUCAAUACCUGGAGAAACAAGGUCGUGACCCUAGUACAACUGAUACUUCCUGUUGUAUUCACCGUAUUGGCGUUCCUUUCCAUACAGAAUAGUCCAGGCCAGGGCACCACCACUGCAGAACCGGCUUUGAAACUUGACAUGGCGCCUUUCAAAUCAGAUUCCAUUGUUAUGUAUAAAUCUGGCGAUAAUCUGGAUCCAGAAAUGGUUCAGAUCAAAAACCAUUUUACGAACUUGUUUUCCUCAUACUCCACUGAGGAUGCUAAAGAUUUCAACACCUUGGAAAAGGCGUUUUUAUCGAAGGCGAAUAGCAUUGGCAUUGCCACCUUCAAUCAGCGGUACAUUGUGGCAGGCGACUUCCCGAAUGGUAGUGCACCACUGACGGCCUAUUUCAAUGGGCAACCUUUCCAUUCCUCGGCAGUGGCGCUAUCUUAUAUGAUGAACGCCCUAUUAAGGGGGAUAACCAACUCCAGCAGUGAUUAUAUCACAACAAUUAACCACCCUCUUCCGCCCACUAUCUCCGAUCAGAGCGACAGGGCUAACGUCACGGCUUCCGCCGGGGGAUUUACUGUGGCCCUGCUCGUCUUGUUUGGGAUGGCUUUCCUGUCCACAAGCUUUAUUCUGUUCCCCAUCAAGGAACGAUCCACUGGUGCCAAGCACCUGCAGACUGUAAGUGGCGUAAGUCCCUUUGCCUACUGGCUGUCCAACUACUGCUGGGACUUGCUGAACUACUUGUUUGUUGUUUGUUGUAUAGUGGUGGUAUUUGCGGCGUUCCAGUCGCCAGCUUACGUAGAGGGCGGUCGAAUUGGCCUGGUCAUUCUGGUGUUUUGUAUCUACGGGAUGUGUUGCUUGCCGUUCGUUUAUUUGCUGCACUUCCCGUUCUCCACACCGUCGACUGGUAUGGCGACCAUCACCAUCCUCAAUAUUAUCUCGGGUAUGAUUGCACUGUUGGCGGUGUUUAUCCUUGAGCUACCUGACCUUGGGACCGAGGACGUGGGCAAUGCCCUGCAGUGGGUGUUUACUGCUCUUGUGCCACAUUUCUGUCUGGGGAGGGCUUUGAACGACAUUUACGUUAACUACGAAGUCACUCAGACCUGUGAAGAGUUCCAGUAUCGAACAACAUGCAUGUUAAACAAUCUAGGGCCUUGUUGUUCAGGUUGCACAGCAAAUUGUCUUUUGUUCGAUGAGAGCUACAUGACAUGGGAAUCUCCUGGAAUACUCAAGUAUAUCGUCUUCAUGGUCAUCCAGGCCGUUGUUUUCUUCGUUUUCGUCUUGGUCAUAGAGUAUGGCGUACUUGGACAGCUCAUCUACUGCAUCUGCAGUAAUGGCAGAGCAUCUCAUUCUGACGAGGAACACCUAACGGGCGUGGAAGAGGAUAGCGACGUUAAAAUGGAGAGGGAAAGAAUCUGGAACUCGCCUCUCACCAAACUGAUGGAGAGCGACGCGCUCAUCGUCAAAGGUCUGUCAAAGUCGUACCGUCGGGUGAAGGCCGUUAAUGGGAUCAGUGUGGGUGUUGCCAGUCAGGAAUGUUUUGGGCUGCUAGGACAGAACGGCGCUGGAAAGACCACUACGUUUAAGAUGAUAACUGGGGAUGUGUUCGUUGAUAACGGGAACGCCUACCUGAACAGUUUUGAUGUGAAGCGCCACUUGAAAAAGGUCCAGCAGAAUCUUGGCUACUGUCCGCAAUUUGACGCCCUGAUUGACCAGAUGACCGGCCGAGAGACGCUGACCAUGUACGCCAGACUUCGCGGGGUUCCAGAGAACUGUAUAAGAGACGUAGUGAGCGAUCUGAUGAAUUCAACGAUGCUGACAAAAUACGCUGAUAAAAACUGUGACCAGUACAGUGGUGGUAAUAAAAGGAAGCUAAGCACGGCCAUCGCUCUGAUCGGAGACCCGCCCUUUAUAUUACUUGACGAGCCGACAACAGGAAUGGAUCCUGGUGCUCGGCGCAAACUUUGGAACGUGCUUUCUGAAGUCAGAGCCAGAGGAAGGACUUUGGUGCUGACGUCACACAGUAUGGAGGAAUGCGACGCACUUUGUACCAAGAUUGUUAUCAUGGUCAACGGGAGGUUUGUCUGUCUAGGUAGUCCACAACAUCUAAAGAAUAAGUUUGGACAGGGCUACACGCUCACUGUCAGACUUGGAACGGCAACAAAUGGCAAAUCAGUUUCACGGGAUGACGUCAAAAAUUACGUGAUACAACAUUUCCCUAACACGGAAGUGUUUGAUGAUUUGUACCAGGGCUAUCUAACUUUCCAGAUCCCGGACUCGAAUGUUCCUUUGGCUAAGGUAUUCGGUACGAUGGAAAGGGUGAAAAAUGAUUUCGGAAUCGGGGACUACUCGGUCCAAUCAACAGCUUUGGAACAAGUCUUCCUGGCCUUCACCAGGAACCAGACAUCAGCAGACGACAAGAAAAAACGAAAAUGUUGCUGUUUUUCUUGUUGAAUUAACAGUUGAACCACACACUUUAUUUUCAAAUAUUCAUGAUGUAUGCUAUAUAUAUAGAGUUAGUUCAACAUAAGUUCACUGUUACAUCAGCAACAAACGACAUGGGGAUUGUUUUGCACUAGCUGUGAUAGUUGAGUUCAUGAAUGAACUGGAACAAAUGAAAAGGCGAUUAAACACAGUUGAUAUACAUUUGUACCUGAUCAAAACUGAGGUUCAGGCGGUGCUGACAGAUCUAGGUAAAAAUAAUCCAGUGCACAGAUACAGUGACUUAGAUGUAAUUACUGGCAUAGUUAUAUCUACUAAUGUCACCGUGCAAUGAAGUUGCGAUGCUGUAUACUACGUUGUAAACUGAAGUUUUGAUGAUGAAUACUACGUACCAGUGUUGUAAACUGGAGUUUUUAUGCUGUAUACUACGUACCAGUGUUGUAAACUGGAGUUUUUAUGAUGAAUACUACGUACCAGUGUUGUAAACUGAAGUUUUGAUGCUGUAUACUACGUACCAGUGUUGUAAACUGAAGUUGUGAUGCUGUAUACUACGUACCAGUGUUGUAAACUGGAGUUUUGAUGCUGUAUACUACGUACCAGUGUUGUAAACUGAAGUUUUGAUGCUGUAUACUACGUACCAGUGUUGUAAACUGAAGUUUUAAUGCAGUAAUGUUGUACACUGAAAUAGUAAUGUACCUUUAACCAUAGAUGAUGUAAUAGUGCUGUACACUGACGUAUUGAUGCUGCAUCGUUGUUAUCAUCAUUUCUGUAUUGGCAACAGGAAUGUUAAACGUAUUGUCAUUUAAUUUAAUGCAUUAACACGUUAUAUGAGAUGUCACUUGUAGAUCAGGAUAUCGAUGACGUCAUUAUGUUGGGACUAGCCUAUUGGCUGGUAUAAGCCUGUGAUAUUGUGUUAUAUAUCAGAUCAUUUCAAAGAGUCGGGGUUACGUUUUGUGUUCUAAUCGCGAUAUGUUCGAUGAAUUUUUGUAUGGUACAGUGUGAUACAAGAUAACAAAAACGAUAUUAUUAAGACGAACUUUAACUAAAGAGCAGACAAAGGGGCGUUACUCUUUAUAAAAUAACCCACAGGUUUUGAAGAUUUUAAUGGUUUUUCAUCACGAGAGAGAUUGAUGAUUGAAUCUGUUUGUCAGUAUCACAUUAAAGUCGACCUCAAGAUAACGUUUAUGGAGUAAUCAAAACAAGUUGUUGUUAAUUCACCGUCGUGAUGUUUGUAAUGUUAUGUGACUAACUAUGCUUAAUUGAUUUAUAUUUGUGAAUCUCACUGCAUUGUUGAUAAAUCACCAUUCCCCCGGUUUGUAGGUAGUGUUAAUUCCCGUUACCAUUCCUCCCGGUUCGUAGGUAGUGUUAAUUACCGGUACCAUUCCUCCCGGUUCGUAGGUCACUAGUGUUAAUUACCGGUACCAUUCCUCCCGGUUCGUAGGUCACUAGUGUUAAUUACCGGUACUAUUUCUCUCGAUUCGUAAGUAGUGUUAAUUACCGGUACCAUUCCUCCCGGUUUGUAGGUAGUGUUAAUUACCGGUACUAUUUCUCUCGAUUCGUAAGUAGUGUUAAUUACCGGUAGUGUGACUGGAAUAUUUUCUUUCAAUGUUUAUGUUUUAUUUUACAUUGUACAUGUAAUUUUUCAUUUUCUUUGGUAAAAGCACAGUAUUAUUAAACUGUUAUCUACCAAUCAUGCUAUAUAUAUAGAAUCUUAAGAAAUAUUGUAUUUUUUUAUAUUUAAACUUUACAUACUAUUUUGUCAGUGCUUGCCUUCACACAAAAGAGUUAUUUCACAAAUAAGAUGAAAGUGUGUGAAACUUUUACUGUAUAGUUUUACAUUCCUUUGGACAUGUGACGUCCUUAUCAGUAUGUAAUUAGGUUUCAUUAGCCUCCAUGAUGACAGUCCUUAUGAGCAUUUUACGUAGAAAUUUGCAUAUCGGAAACACAUUAGUAUUUCUAUCCAUAUAGCAAGAUGGAAUCGUUUCAAGAAUCGAUGUCGAAUGUUUUUCCAUUUAGGACUUUAAAACUUUGUAAGUUGAUUUCCCAUACCGUGAAGGAAGGUCUGAGUAAUUGUGGUGUCAAAAGAUAUAGUUACGGAUGCACUAGAACAAUCAUUAACUGUUGUUUUAUAAAUUCGAAAUGGAUUAUAGGAAUUUGGAAAUACAGAGCAUGACUACAAGACAGUUAUGCUCAUUCUGCAAAUAUAAACUUUAUUUAUUUUUACAACAAUUAUGAAACAAGUUAUUUCAACUUAUAUUUAUAUUAAUCACUCUUGUUGGCCUCAGAUGUUAUCGCGCGGGGGUCUUUGUUUGGGUUGAUUUGCACCAGUUUGUUUCAUUUCUAUUAACUGUGAAUUUUACGAGAAAAACUUGAUAACCGGAUUUAUUGAUUCAUUUUGUAAAACUAUAAUUUGAUACAUGUUCUAAAUAUAAACCUGCUUAUUACAGCUUAGAGAAGUUUUUAAUUUCAUUGGCGGCGAGAAUAUUGGACAAAAAAAUAAAAGUUGUGCAUAACAUUGAACUAGAAUUAAUGCGCACAUUUCAUCACUGGCGACAUUUUGGAUUGUAUCUUAGACCAGAUCGAAAUUGUCCUGUUUGUCAAUAUAUAAAUUGCGGUUGCUAGUUGAUUUUGUUUUCCCCCUAGAUAUAAUAACUACAAUGUACAUGCACUACAUUAAUUAAAAGGUAAGAAUGCGUACUGCCGACAUUUGACUACCGAACCGUUAUAAUCUUCGGCUUCUCUCUGGCCAUGGUUUCCUUGGACAGCAAUCGCUGCCUCUGGUUGACAAUAUGUUAAGUAAACUUCUUGCACGUUUAUCAUAUGUAUAUACAUUAUAAUACGACCAUACACAUGGAUUUGCACAUAAGCAGUAACACGCAUUCUAUAGGGCAAAUUAUAAAAAAAAUAUGACAGCUUCUUCGUGGCUGUUUAUAGUCAAUAUGAAUGCCAACUUCACCCAUACACCGUAUAAAGAGCGCUUACUCGAUUGCAUUAGUAUUCAUAUUAGUUUCGAAUGCAAACUAGAAGCAGUGAUUGUACUUAAUCAUUGUAAUAUCAUUUUGAGAUCAUAGAAUUUAUUUAUUUAUGACAUGGAAGCAUAUUGUACAUAUUAAUGAAUUUAUUUACAUUAAUAAAAAUAGCUGACGGAAAGAAGACACGGCGAUAGUUCUAAUCGGGUACCUUUCGAAGUAUGCUGCUAAACGAGUGACUUAUAAAUGGUACUGAGCGAAAUCCUUAUAUGUAUAUCCUUUACUUCUUAUUCUGUCAAAGUGAAAUAAAUAUCUAAUGUAUGAAGGUAAUCUACUUCCAUGUUACGGAUCUUCGUAGAUAGUAAAUACAUUCCAUUAUAAGUUAAUUUCACAUUGUUCACAUUUAUAAAUGAUCAUUAAUCAUUAUUACAUAUAUCGUAUUGUAAGUGCUUUAAUAUGGGAGAUUGCAAUAUUAAUUUCUUGCUGAAGGAACUGAUGUGUCUUGUAUCCAUUGGGAGGCCUUUAAACUCCCCCGUCCAAUAGAACUCUUGUUUCCCUCCUGUUGUUUUCUCCCCCCUCUCAAUACAUCUUAAACGAUCGGAUUUAUAAUAAACUGAAUUUAUCUCUUCUUGCUUUUCAAACCACGCAAAGGAUAACCAUCCAUAGUUUAAACAUAUUUUAUUGUACAAAUAUACAAAUGGAUCGGACAACAAGUUAUUACAACUUAAUAGAGUCCUCACCUCAAUACAUAUUGUAAAAAUAGUGUAUUAUGUUUUUGGGGAAAGGGAAAAGAUAGGUUGAGGAAGGAACUGUGGGCUGGGAGGGGGUGGGGGUGAUGGAGGGAAGGGGUGUUACCUAGAAAAUUAAACUUGUAAACUGAGAAAUUGAUCCGCAUUUGAAUCAAUUAUAAAUUAUACAGAUUUCAUGACAUGCAUCCUGGUAGAGUACUUUCAAAAGAACAGAAUCAAUGUAACAAAUAAAUCAGGCAAAAUAAUGAAAUUCAAUUUCAUAAACACAUAUAGCAACUUA
This is a messenger RNA of Mizuhopecten yessoensis (Yesso scallop), 9334 nucleotides long. Its product is annotated as ATP-binding cassette sub-family A member 3-like. Gene Ontology annotation, biological process: transmembrane transport; lipid transport. Gene Ontology annotation, cellular component: membrane; intracellular membrane-bounded organelle. The record is from RefSeq and is a predicted model, not a curated record. Gene Ontology annotation, molecular function: lipid carrier activity; ATP binding; ATP hydrolysis activity. The transcript has 19 exons. Lineage: Eukaryota; Metazoa; Mollusca; Bivalvia; Pectinida; Pectinidae. Bases 270 to 5348 code for a protein of 1692 amino acids.